UUGAAAAACAAGAAGAAAUAAAAAAAUUAUUAGUUGAUGGUUAUUUGCAAAAAAUAGAAGGUAAUUUCAUGCCAGAGAAGAAUCAACAGCAACAAAAAGAACACCAAAUUGAAUUAGAAAAAUUACAAGAAAAAAAUAUUGAUAUAUUAAAAAUUAAUAGUGAUAGUGAUAACGAUAAUGAUAAUGGUAAUGAUAAUGAAUUGAUAAAUAUUGAUAAUAAUGACAAUAAUAGCGAUAAUAAUGAUGAUGAUAUUAAAUUGAACAAAAUUAUAGAAAACAAACAAAAACGAUUGAAAAUAGUAAAAGAAGAAAUUGAAGAAGAAGAAAAUGAAGAACAAAAAGAAGAAAACGAAAAGAAAAAAGAAAAUGAAGAACAAAUUAAAGAGCAUCAACAUCAACAAAAACAAGAAUCACAAAAAAAAAAUUUAAUAAAUAAUAAAAAGAAAAAUGAUGAUAAUAAGAAAAAAUCAAUAAUGUCAUCAUCACCUAUUUUAAUAAAUUUACCACCACAAUCAUUAUCACCAUCAUCAUCAUUAUCAUUAUCAAUAUCAUCACCGCCUCCGCCACCAAUAUUACAGCAACAACCAUCUCUACAAUUUCCACUACCGUCAUCGCCAUUGUCAACACCAUCAGCAUUAUUACCAUCUUUAACAAAAAUAUCAGAAACACCAUUGAUACAACAAUUGGCAAAAGUAAAAUCAUCAUUAUUAUCAUCAUCAUCAGCGUCAUCAUCAUCAACAUCUUCUUCACCAUCACCAUCGGUGACAUCAUCUACAUUACAAUAUGAUAUAUCAACAUCAGUAUUACAACAACAGCAAAAAGAAGACCAAUUACAAAACCAACAACAGCAUUUACAAUUAUUACAAAAACAGCACUUACACUUUUUACAACAAUUGCGAUUAUACCAACAUAAACAACAAUCAUUUUCAUCAUCUCCUUUAUCAUUUUUAUCCACGUUUCCAUCAUCAACAUCAUCAUUAUUAUCAAAUAUGCCAUUUUCAAAUGCAAUUAUUAAUGAUAAUAAUAAAAAUGAUGAAUCCCUUUAUGAUAAUGAAAAUGAUUUUUUAAAUAAUUUAUCACCAUCUUCAUUGGAAACGUUUUCACCUGUAAGAAUGCUAUUAUCGCAACAACAACAGCAACAAAAGCAACUAGAACAACAACAGCAGCAUCAACAACAGAAUGAUGAAAAAUUGUUAUUAUCUUAUCAAUUAAAAAAUUUACAACGUUUUGGAUCACAUUAUGAAUGUAAUAUUAAUCAAUGUAUAUAUGAAAAUUUACGUGAACAUUUUCAUUGUUAUGACGUACCAUGCUUUGGUAAAUCAUUAAACAAAAAGGAUGAAAUAAUACGUCAUAUAAAAUGGCAUAAAAAACGUAAUGAAAGUUUAAAUUAUGGCUUUUUACGUUUUUCGUCAUCAGAUGAUUGCAGUUUACGUUUCAAUUCAAGUUGUCAACAUAAUAAGAAGCAAACACAUUAUCAUUGUUUUCAACCAAAUUGUGAUAAAGUUUAUAUAAGCACUAGUGAUGUACAAAUGCAUUCAAAUUAUCAUCGUAAGGAUAUUGCUAUAUUUCAAGAAGGAUUUCAAAGAUAUCGUGCAACCGAAAAUUGUAAUGCAACAUAUUGUAUAUUUUCAAGUCAAAAAACAACACAUUUUCACUGCCGCCGAGAGAAUUGUAAUUUUACAUUCAAAAAUAAAGCGGAUAUGGAAAAACAUAAAUCUUAUCAUAUUAAAGAUUUACAAUUAACAAGAGAUGGAUUUAAAAAAUAUUUAAAAAAUGAGAAAUGCCCAUAUAAACAAUGCCGUUUUUCACGUGUUUGCAAUCAUAUACAUUGUAUAAGAAAGGAUUGUUUUUAUAUAUUACAUUCUAGUGGACAAUUACUAAGUCAUAAACGUAAACAUGAACGUAUGGAUAAUGAAUUAGCAUAUCAAAAUUAUAAAAUCUUACAAUUGCCACCAGAAGCUGUACAAUUAAUAUCAUCAUCUACAUUAUCACCUACAACAACAAUAACAUCAGAAUCCACAUUACAUAAUACAUUAUCAAUAGAAAAAAAUGAAUUA
Molecule: messenger RNA, 2057 nt
Organism: Condylostylus longicornis
Lineage: Eukaryota; Metazoa; Arthropoda; Insecta; Diptera; Dolichopodidae
Product: transcription factor castor-like
Exons: 6
Biological process (GO): regulation of neuron differentiation; positive regulation of transcription by RNA polymerase II
Cellular component (GO): nucleus
Molecular function (GO): DNA-binding transcription factor activity, RNA polymerase II-specific; RNA polymerase II transcription regulatory region sequence-specific DNA binding
Source: RefSeq, a predicted model, not a curated record